This is a messenger RNA of Acanthamoeba castellanii str. Neff, 825 nucleotides long. RefSeq names its product checkpoint protein hus1, putative. The transcript is spliced from 8 exons. Gene Ontology annotation, biological process: nucleotide-excision repair; double-strand break repair via homologous recombination; mitotic DNA replication checkpoint signaling. Bases 1 to 825 code for a protein of 274 amino acids. NCBI's taxonomy places the organism in Eukaryota, Discosea, Longamoebia, Acanthamoebidae. Gene Ontology annotation, cellular component: site of double-strand break; checkpoint clamp complex; nucleolus. The record is from RefSeq and is a predicted model, not a curated record.
AUGCGCUUCGUCUCCAAGCUGAUCAACGUUAAUCUUCUCAUUAAGCUCAUCCAGACGCUCGAUAAGAUUGGGAAGACGUGCGUCGUGCACCUCACCCCCAAGAAGGUGGAGUUUAUCCUUACUUCGGACAUCACCGAUGGAGUGCAAGUGUGGUCGGGUGUCAACGCGGCCACUCUCUUCGACGACUAUCGAAUUGAGAGCAAGAACAACAACGAAAUCGCCUUCGAGUUGAGCCUGGACAACGUUCUACGCGGCCUCAAGUCUGGCCAGCUGGCGACGGACAUCACCAUGAAGCUGACAAAGAAGCAGAACAUCCCCUACCUCAGCAUUCUUAUCGAGAUCCAGCAAAGCCAUCAGAUGAUGACUGUGUUGCAGGACAUACCUGUCAAGCUCCUAUCGGCCUCACAGCUGGCCCAGUUCCAGGAACCUCACCUUCCCGAUCCUGAGGUGUGGAUCAUGAUGCCGCCGCUGAAGCUGCUGCGAAACGUCAUCGACCGGAUGAAGAACAUCCACGACUAUUUCAUCAUCACAGCCAACAUGGCCGGCGAGUUGACGCUCAAGGUGGAGACCGACAUGGUCUCGGUCGCCACCUUCUACACCAACCUCGACCAUCCUCAGAUUGAGGGUCGCAGUCCGCCGCGGAGAGACCAGGACAAGACGGCGGAGGUGAAGGUGGACAUCAAGAAGUUCAACCGUUUCCUGUACAGCUACCAAGUGAGUCCCACCAACGUGAUCCUGUGUAUCAUCGAAAACACUGCCCUCGUGCUUCACGUCCUGCUCGAGGACCUGUACCUCACGUACUACAUCCCCGUAGUGCUCUCGUGA